This is a messenger RNA of Salvelinus fontinalis (brook trout), 5697 nucleotides long. RefSeq names its product kelch-like protein 12. Bases 2825 to 4795 code for a protein of 656 amino acids. The transcript is spliced from 5 exons. Gene Ontology annotation, molecular function: protein binding. NCBI's taxonomy places the organism in Eukaryota, Metazoa, Chordata, Actinopteri, Salmoniformes, Salmonidae. The record is from RefSeq and is a predicted model, not a curated record.
AACCCUCCUGUAUGUAUGAGAGAGGAAGAUUGAGAGAGAGCCAGAGAAGGAAAGAGAAAAAGAAAGAGAGAACGUGUCAGUUUGGAGAAAUGUUACUUGUGAAAUCUGGCUCACUACUAGGUACACACAUCUCUGACUGCUUCACUCUCUUUUUCCAGUUUGAAUAUUGUUAUGCAUGCAUGUCUGCCGUGCAUACUGUAGUGUAAAUGAAGGAUAGAGUCAGAUACUCACAAAUACAGCCCCAUUCAGCAUGUCUGGCACAACCAUUGGUAUAAACCCCUGAGAGAGAUGGAAAAAAAUGAUUUUCUUUCAAAGUAGGGAGACAUUUAUUUAUUCAUCACUGCUACAGUUGUUAUGAUGUAUAUAGUGCUAUUUCAAUUUGCUGUUUUUUUAUUACCAUUUUCAUUAUUUUAUUUCACAUAGUCCUGCAUGUUGGAGCUCAGCGCAACUAAGAUGUUCUCUGUACCCUGCAAUCACACCUGCAACCCUGUACAUGUGAGUAUUAAAAACACUCUGAAUCUGAAAUGAUAAUCACACAUUUUGAAGAUAUAUUCAGCCACAUUCUCCCUAAUACCCUCUGUUCGACUGUGUUAUCUUACACACGCUGCAGUGUUUCCAAGGCGAAGUUCUAUAAAGCAGACUGGAGUCUGGCCCCCGCUUCCCUUAGAUAGUAUGACCUGAGACAUGGGCAAGAUGCCUGCAGAGAGAAGAUCAGCGUAAACCACAUGAGAUGGUGUAAUGGGAAUAUUCAAGGUGCAGGUUGAUGGUCACUAAGAUUGCAGCUGAAUGUUAUGAAUUACUUGAUAAUGAUUGAUGACCCUAGGCUGGAGGUACAGGGACAGAGGACACUGAUUAUUAUUGUAUUGUGUGAAACAGUGUGAUUCUGUAGCAGUUGUCACUGCCUUUUGUUUUCACUUCAUACAAGCCUCUCAGGCUGGUGUAUACAGAACAGUUACAGUAUCUACUUAUUAGGUUAUAAGGACCUUCUCAGAGCAGACCAGUAAGACAUUUUCUCUGCUUCUGUGCUGGAGGUGUCUCCCUGUUCCAACUGGUAAUAAACCAGAUAGAUUGACUUUACCAACAACUGCUCUCAUUUUUGUUCACCUGGAAAUUAUAGAGGGUGAGUCGGUAACUACGAUUUCAAAAAAGAUAAGACAAUCGAGGGGAAAUGAGAAACAAAAUAUUGUCAAUCUUUGAAUCUAACUAAGACCCUGGCGACCUGCUGUAGAAAUGUUUUAUUCUAGACAUAGAAAGAACUCAAACAAUAUUAAGCACCCGGUUACUAAUGACAAGCCCAAGGCUACAUAUUGUUAACAACAACACCAGAGGAUAACGCUGGUGAGCUCCUGUUUGGCUGCACUGUUGAUGAGGUUUAUUUAUGCGUUUACCUGUAGGACUUUGGCAAGAACACUGGGACUGGAGGAUCAUGUGAUGUGUGUGUGAAGAAGAAGAAAAUUAGAUAUAAAGAGAAACAUCUGGAGAGAAAAAAAAGAAUCGUAUUCUUUCUAUUCAGCCUUGAUGUUAAAUGAAAAUACCAUAAGGUCACAGCAGGCAAGACAGAACAUACAGUACAUUAGCUAGGGCUUUCUUGUUAUUCUGAUCCCGUGAAGAGAAGGAAAAUGUUGAUCACAAUAAUCCCACAAAAGAAUAUCUCAUCAUAACAUGAAAACAAUGUUUCGAAGCACCGUUAUUGGCAUCAUUGUCAAUAUAUCAACUGACCACAAGAGCCCGAACUCUGUGACUUUUCACUUUCUUCUGCUCCUCCAGCUGUGAGACUUCCUCACGCACCACCUCAAGUUGCUGCCAGACACACACUUACAUCAGAAACACACCACUGACGAAGGCCUAUAGAGACCAGGCAAUGUGCUUGAUACAAAUGCAGUAGCCUACACCGCCACAUCCAGGGAGGCUGUAUUCUAGGGUGACCAGACGUCCUCGUUUUCCGGGGACAGUCCCCAGCUGGAGCUGUCCCCGGACAUGGCCCCGUUUUUAACUGUGCGUUAAAAACAGAUCCCAAAGUGAAAUAUUUUACUUGACAAGAAAGACCGGGCAGCAGAGCCUACCGGUUGACGUCUCAAACGCGUUGUGCUUGUUUUGUCCAGCAGAGGGCGCUGCUCGCUAUAGCAGCUUCAUUCACUCUUCUUCUACUAACUACUUGCUCGCGAUAGUUUUAGAGAAAACUGCCGUGGAAAACUCGGCCAGAAGCUAGCAAGUAUCAAGUGAAUCCACAACAUCACCAGAAAUGUAUUUUCAAGCCAGGCGGUCUGUUGUUAUAGCCUGCAUGGUGGUUUUGAGAACCAUGAGCCGUGCUGCACCCCACACUGGAGGCCGUACUCACCCAGACCAGGACAGGCGGAUCGGAGGGUGGGACACACGGAAUGCAACUGUCAGCUUUCCUUAUUGACUGACUACAGACAAUCGGGCUUAAAGGUGAAGCUACUAACUGUCUGGCCCCUGGUAACAUCCACACAAUCGGAGCCCAGGACAGGAGAACGAAGCAGGGUAGUCUCCCUUGAAUCAAGGUAAAGUCAUUUUGUGUCACUAUUCCUGAAUGUACCCUGUUGAUUUUCUCAAUAAGAGGGAGCACUAGGGAAUGCUGCCUUUGAGAGCUUUGCAAGACAUUCAUUCAGCCUGUAGCUUAGUGUUGGAUACGAUUCAUAAAGGGCUUUGAAGUUUAGCUUGACCAUGAUCCUCUAAUUACUCUUAAAUAGAUUACUAACAUCUAUCUACAUCAAAUCAUAAUUAUAACUGGCCACCAUCUUGUGUAUCUGGCUCCUUGAGACAGAAAUAAUGUUUUUUGUUGUUAAAGGUUCCUGAUAUUCCUAUGUAUAUUAUGUUGACGCUUGACUAUCUUCAGAUGAGUGCAGUCCGUGGCGGAACGAUCACCUGGCGGCCACAGCCCUGGCAGGACGGGGACGGUGGGGGCGGGGAGCCCCUCUCGGACAGCGACUCCGAAGAAGAGGACUUUCCCGACGACAGCACCACUCCUUUAGGAGACUACGUCACACAUGGGUUGAAGCAGCUACUGGAUGCUCAGCAGUUGUGUGACGUCACUCUGUUAGUGGAGGGGAAGAGGUUUAUGUGUCACAGAAUCCUCUUGGCAGCCGUCAGCCCGUAUUUCCGUGCCAUGUUCACUAGCCCGUUGGUGGAGUCCCGUCUCACUGAGAUCCGAUUGGAGGAGGUGACGCCGUCAGUCAUGGAGACCGUCAUCCAGUUCGUCUACACUGGGGAGGCAGGGCUCUGCUUGGACACGGCCGAAGACCUGUUUGUGGCGGCCAAUCGGCUUCAAGUGAUGCCUCUGCAGGAUCUGUGCUCCAGGUUCCUGUUUGAACACCUGUCUGUGGACAACUGCCUGGGCAUGUACUCUUUGGCCCGCUCCCACCACGACCAGCUGCUCCUGAGGGCCUCUCUGAGGCUGGUGGCCCAGCACUUCCCCCGCGUGGCCCGCCAAAAGGACUUCCUUCUGCUGGACCCAGGCACCCUGGGCAGCCUGCUGGGAUCUGACCGCCUGGGCGUAGACUCUGAGGCAGAGGUGUACGACGCUGCGCGCCGCUGGGCCGAGCACCAGCCCCUGGACCGUUACAGCCACAUGCCGGCCCUGCUCCACCACCUCCGCCCCGGCUUGCUGUCCCUGGAGGAGAGCCGGCGGCUGAGCCAGGAGCUGGGCCCUGCGGCAGCCGGGGAGGGCCUGGGAGGCCCACUGAGGCCCCGGGAAGGCAUGUUCGAGAAGAAGAUUGUGUGUGUGGACCUGAAGCCGCGGGAUGACGAGUUGUUGAACGAGAGGGACUUCACUGUGGACUGCUUCGACCCACGUACAGGGAAAUGGGAGAAGCUGGCUGCCCUGGGCUCUCUGCUGUGCCCAGGUUGCACGGCCAUCGGGGGGCGGCUGUUCGUAGCGGGGGGCAUCCUGCGGGGGGGCACGGUGUCCACGGAGGUUCAUGAGUAUGACUCUGUGUUGGAUCGCUGGCAGGAGCGGUCGCCCAUGGUGCAGCCCCGAGCCAUGCUGGGUCUGCUGGGCUGUGGGGAGUCACUCUACGCCCUGGGGGGCUGCAACAGAGGAGCCAUGCUGGACUCCUGUGAGAUCAUGGACCUGGCCUCUCUCCAGUGGGGCCCCGGGCCCCGCCUGCCCCUGCCGCUGCGCUCCUUUGCCUGUGCCACCCUGCGCGGCCGCAUUUACCUUUUGGGCGGCACCACACUGGAGCAGAACCGGGCUGUGGUGCACGCUGGCGUGCUAAUCUACCACACCCUGACUGACUCAUGGACCCGUGUGGGACUGGACUCUGGCGCCACCUGCCUGGCUGGAGGGGUGGCGGUGCGGGGAGGGGUCUGUGCCAUCGGAGGCUACAUGAGGGACGCCACAAAGUUUAUAGAUGGAAACUAUACCCAUCUGGAACCUCUCGACGCCACGGGGCGGGUGCUGUUCUUCAGGGAGGGCCGGGGCUCAGGAGUGGAGCGGGAGGUGACGGGGGCGGUGGUGGCAGAGAGGAGCGGGGGGAGCGACCGAGCCCCUAGUCCGGUGGUUUUCCCAGGGCUGCCGAGGCGGAUCGCUGCCGGGGGCGUGGCCAGGUGGAAACGCAGGAUAUACGUGCUGGGCGGGGAGAACGGCUCCCGUUUCUAUGACAGUGUGUACUGUUGGAAGCCUGGCUGGCGCAGCUGGGUCCAGAGACGGGAGAAACUACCCGGAGACACGGGGGGAGUCAGCCAGUUCGGCUGUACCACCCUCAAGUUCCCCAAGAAACACAUCCUGUCCCGGCUGAGACUGGCUCGGGAGGACCGCAAUCCUGAUGAUGACUAGCCACAGCAGGACUAAUGAGCUGUGGCUAAGACCAGCAUUCAUGGGGUUUCGAUAAUGAAAUUAAAUGUAAUUAACUUUUAACACUUGAGACAGUGGGGGGAAGGGACUCGCAUCUGAAUGUAACCACCAUAUGCCACAAAAACGCUCAAGUCCUUCUCAAAAAUGAUUUGAAUGUAUUUAAAUGGUUUGAAACUUGUCUGCCUGUUGAACACACAUCCUCAGCCUUUGCCAAUUUAUAGGCCUAUGCAGCCGUUAAAUUCCUAUGUUGUGAAUGACUGGCUGUGAAUGUUUGGCAGGGCUUACAUUUGUUUAUUGAAAUUUGAUGAGGCGUUUUCAUUUUUUAUUUCUGCCUUUUCUAUCCCAAACUUUCUGAAAUUCACCAAAGGAUCCCACUUUCAUGUAACUUUAAUAUUUCACUAUCCAGUGAUUCCAGGGCCAUGUUUAUUAGGCACCAAACAGAAGAAAAUUAGCUGAAACGGGGAAGGACCACCUACCUGGACUUGUCCAAUAACCUAUACAUUCAUUUUUGGUUUGCAUUGCAACAUUUCUGAUUGAGAGGGGGUCAAAUACUUAUUUCCCUCAUUAAAAUGCAAAUCAAUUUAUAACAUUUUUUACAUGUGUUUUUCUGGAUUUGUUUGUUAUUCUGUCUCUCACUGUUCAAAUAAACCUACCAUUAAAAUUAUAGACUGAUCAUUCCUUUGUCAGUGGGCAAAUGUACAAAAUCAGCAGGGGAUCAAAUACUUUUUUCCCUCACUGUAACAACAAGGGAUACCCCCCAAUACCUCAUAAGAAAAACAUCACCUCACUGAUGUAAUCUGAUUUAAGUUUUUGAACUGAAAGACAAAUUGAUAAUUUGAUGACAGUUAUUCUAUCAAAUGAUUAAAGGACAUAUUUGCUUAAGA